AUCUCGCGAUCAACAAUGGCGUCUACAUCGUGGCUGGCCCUGUGUCUGUGUCAGUUGACAUUAGCCACCGCUGGGCCGACUGUGACGUCAUCCUGGGGGACAGUUGAGGGGGUGAUAAAGACGUCCCCGGAGGGUCGGAAGUACAACGCCUACUUGGGAAUACCGUAUGCACUGCCACCUGUCGGUGACCUCAGAUUCAAGAAGUCACAGCCUAACCCAGGCUCUUCUGGAAUCUUCAAAGCAAAGGCAUUUGGCCCCGCUUGUCCCCAGCUGGGCACCGAACCUCAGGAUGAAGACUGCCUGACCAUCAAUGUGUUCACGCCCACACAGGCGCCAGCGGUCAAGCGGUCAGUGAUGGUGUGGAUCCACGGAGGCGGCUUCCAGGCUGGGUCAGCCGUCAAGUACGACCCCUGGAAGAUGGUGACGGAAGGGGACGUCGUGGUCGUCACCCUCCAGUACAGACUCAACGUCCUCGGCUUCCUCAGCACUGGAAACGCCGUCCUACCUGGCAACUAUGCUCUUUGGGACAUGAAGCUGGCUCUCCAAUGGGUUCAAGAUAACAUUGAGGGUUACGGCGGGAAUUCUAGCCAUGUCACUCUAUUCGGUGAAUCUGCAGGAUCUAAAGCGGGAUCCUAUCUCUUCUUGUCGAAGAAGGCAAAGGGAUUAUUUCAGAAGGUUAUCAUGCAAAGCGGAUCAGCUACAGGAUAUUUCUCAUUCAGGAGCAAUCCCAGAGAAGUAGCUGUUGCUCUUGGAAAACGUGUUAAAUGCAUACCCGACACCCCGGGUUAUGAUCCAGCCGACAAGGACCUUCUGAACUGCUUUCAGAACAUGUCAGUGUCGACUUUGGUCAAGUAUUCCAUUCCGAAUCUCGGCCUUGCUUACUACUCGGCCGAUUUUACCUGGUCUCCGGUUGUGGAUGAUGACUUCGUUAUCAACAACCCGAGGUUCAUGAUCCAUGACUCUGCCCAUCUGGAGCGCGUGGGGUUUUAUGACCUUGACCUGAUGGUGGGGGUGAACAAUCAGGAAGGGGGGUACAUGGUGGGCAUGGCCUACAACUAUGGCCACACCCACAACACCUCCGCCCUUACCACCAUCAGGACUCACCAUUACUACAAGACAGAACUGGUUCCUCUCAUCCUCAGGAGACUCUGUGGAACGUUUGACAACAGCAGCGUUUACGUCAUCAUGAAUGGCUACGUUGCUAAAGACUACCCUCAGACGAAGCUGCUGACCCUCUAUGACGUCAUGGACACACAGAGUGACGCCUCCAUUGUCGCACCGUCUGUAGAAGUGGCCAACGCACACGGUCGGUUUACCAACCGGGGCAAAACGUACUUCUAUCUAUUUGAUCAUUUUCCAUCAUUCCUGGCAAAUUACAAUCGUCUUAGAGGAAUGGUGCAUGCACGUGAUCUCAUGUAUUCGUUUGGGAUCAGUGCAGCGUUUGUCCACAGCAAUUACCAUAGCAACGUCAGUCAAGAAGAAUAUCAGCUGUCAUCGACGUUCGUUGCGAUAUAUACAAACUUUGCAAAGAGCAGUGAUCCGAAUCCCGCAGUAAAAGGCCAGCUUUCACGUGACUGGCCUCAGUAUGACGUCACCAACCAGAACUUCCUGGCAUUCUCAACCAAGAUGGCGGUGAAGAGUCACGUGUAUCCAAAGAGGGUCUCCACGUGGUUGGACGCCCUUCCUAAAGCAGACCGGCACUGUAUGGUGAGGAGUGACAAAGGUUCAUCCAACAUAAUUAUUGGAUAAACAUUCUGUCAAUACCAUUGUGUCGAAGUUGAAGGGACCAAUGUAAAUACUUCGAGCUGUCCGAGGUUCGACACAACCGAAAACGGAUGAAUAAAGAAGGAUUAU
Messenger RNA from Haliotis rufescens (red abalone), 1854 nucleotides. RefSeq names its product acetylcholinesterase-like. NCBI's taxonomy places the organism in Eukaryota, Metazoa, Mollusca, Gastropoda, Lepetellida, Haliotidae. Gene Ontology annotation, cellular component: synapse; cell surface. Gene Ontology annotation, biological process: neuron cell-cell adhesion; presynaptic membrane assembly; chemical synaptic transmission. The record is from RefSeq and is a predicted model, not a curated record. The coding region runs from base 16 to 1749 and encodes 577 amino acids. The transcript has 3 exons. Gene Ontology annotation, molecular function: signaling receptor activity; neurexin family protein binding.